This is a messenger RNA of Syzygium oleosum, 2722 nucleotides long. RefSeq names its product protein tesmin/TSO1-like CXC 2. The transcript has 10 exons. The record is from RefSeq and is a predicted model, not a curated record. The coding region runs from base 134 to 2524 and encodes 796 amino acids. Gene Ontology annotation, molecular function: DNA-binding transcription factor activity. NCBI's taxonomy places the organism in Eukaryota, Viridiplantae, Streptophyta, Magnoliopsida, Myrtales, Myrtaceae.
CUCUCGCUCUGGAAGAUACCCAGAAAGGGAGAGAGGCUUCAGAGGAGGAGGAGAGAGAGAGAGAGAGAGUGGAGGGGGGUGGGGUGUGCUCUAGAGAGAGAGAGAGAGAUGUGAAGCAGCUUCUUCUCUGGAAAUGGAUACUCCAGAGAGGAACCAGAUCGCCCCUCCCAUCUCUAAGUUCGAGGACUCGCCAGUUUUCAAUUAUAUCAACAGUCUCUCCCCCAUAAAGCCAGUGAAGUCCAUACGAAUCACUCAGGCAUUCGGCUCGCUGACUUUUGCAUCUCUUCCAUCCAUUUUCACUUCUCCACAUGUCAGUUCUUCUCACAAGGAAUCGAGAUUUCUGAGAAGCCAUCAAGACUCAGAUCCGUCAAAUAGCGGAACUUCUUGUAAAGAUGAGAAUAAAACUUCAAUAGCUGAACGCGAUGUUUCUGAUGUGGCUCAGUUGGCUGAAAAUGAAAGCGAGCUGCAGGAAAACUUCGAUAUCUUGGUUCCCAUUGGAGAAUCUUCUGUUGAACCGCUUCACGAACACCAAGAAUUUGCGCUUGAACUGCCGCAAUCCUUAAAGUACGACUGUGGCAGUCCAAAUUGCAACCCAACGCCGUGCAGCACCGAUGCAGAGUGUACUGUUUCCAAGUCAGAUGCUCCAUUUGUUGAAAAGAACUCCCAAAUAGGCUUACCUGAUGGUAAAUCACAUCAGGAGGGAAUUUCUCAACAGAAAAACAAUACAGGGUGUGAAUGGGAGACUGUGGCUUCAGAGUCGACGGACCUUUUAAUCUUUAGUUCCCCUAAUGAUGCUGCUGCUUUUAGGGGACUGAUCCAGAGAUCACCAGAUGUAGAGGUGGGAUAUUUCACUUCUAUGGUGUCAAAUUUUGCUCAGAACGAGGUUAACGAUGAACUGAAAAAGCAGCUACUGUAUCAACUCACUUUUGACGAACAGCAUGAAGCAGAGGAGCCUUCUUGUCAGCCUGUAGAUUCCAGCGAGCAGAAAGACACAAAUACUAUCCAGAAUGGUGUCGCAAUAAGCAAUCUGGAUAAUCAUACCGGUACUUAUUUGAGUGUAAAUAUGGAUGAUGAGGUGGGAGCGCUAAUUCCAUUUGUUAAUAAGCCUAUCUCUGAUCUACCUCGUGGUUUGAGAAGGCGCUGUCUUGAUUUUGAGAUGGUGGGAACUCAGCAGAAGAGCUUGGACGGCAGUUCAGGUGGUAAUUCUUCGCCACUACUUAACUCUGAUGAGAAUAAUGUACCAAAAAAUAAGCAAUUGGUCGUCGUCAAACGUGGAGGUGAUUCUUCACGGUGUAUUGUACCUGGAAUCGGCUUGCACUUGAAUGCUUUGACUUCAACUACAAACGACUCCAGAAUCGUUAAACACGAAGGCUUGUUAUCUGAUGUCCAAGCAUUAAACAUGCACAUGUCCACAACCUCGUUGCAGUCUCCCUUGACCAAUCAGGAGUCGCUUCAUAAGUCUUUGACUUCGAGUAAUGCUGAAGACAUGGACAUUGCUGAUCAUGGGCUUCAGGUUGCUGAAGAAGCUUCUCAGGCACCCGCAGAUCUGAACUAUGAAGAGCAUGGCCAGACUAGUCCCCGAAAGAAAAGGAGACGACUGGAGAAUGGCGGAGAAAGUGAGAGCUGCAAGCGCUGCAACUGUAAAAAAUCAAAAUGUUUGAAGCUUUACUGUGAAUGUUUUGCUGCUGGUGUCUACUGCAUCGAGCCAUGUGCAUGUCAAGAUUGCUUCAACAAGCCUAUUCAUGAAGACACUGUUCUUGCAACUAGAAAACAGAUCGAGUCGCGUAACCCGCUUGCAUUUGCUCCAAAAGUUAUUAGGUCUUCUGAAUCUGCUUCUGAAUUUGGGGAUGAUUCUAGCAAAACGCCAGCUUCAGCACGGCAUAAAAGAGGAUGCAAUUGUAAGAAGUCCAGUUGCCUCAAGAAAUACUGCGAAUGCUAUCAGGGUGGUGUUGGAUGCUCCGUCAACUGUCGAUGCGAAGGGUGUAAAAAUGCAUUCGGUACAAAAGAUGGGUCUGCUCUAAGAGGACCAGAUUGCGAAGAAGAAGAAGAAGAAGAGACUGAGAAAUGCGAAAAGAACAAAGCGGAGAAAAUUCCAUGGAAAGCGGAAAAUCAGAAUAGUGAUGAGCUGAAUUUAGCUUCUGGUCUUCCAAGCACACCAUCCAGGUUUCGCAGACCUUUGGUUCAGUUGGCAUUUCCAUCGAAGCUCAAGCAGCCUCGUUCGUCUUUCGUCACCAUUGGAUCCUCUUACGCAUUGCACUCUAGCCAGAAAAUGGGAAAACCGGAUCUUCUACUACCGCCGCCACCGAAAUUCGAGAAACUUCCUCUAACUAACACGGAGGACGAAAUUCCCGAGAUCCUCUGCAGCAGCAGCACGCCAACGGCCAGCAUAAAGAACGCCUCUCCCAACAGCAAGAGGGUCUCUCCCCCACACAGCGACUUCGGGACCUCCCCGAACCUGAGGAGCGGUCGGAGGUUGAUUUUACAAUCUAUCCCAUCCUUUCCUUCUCUCACUCCUCAACACUAGGAGUGAGCCGUGUCAUGAUUUUCUGCUCGAGAAUCGCCUUGGUACUUCCUUGAACUUCGCCUCGUCGAGAGGCUUGUCACUCAAUUGCAAUUUUUAAGUGUCUUUUUCGUUCAGAUGGACCUGCAGUAUAAUAAAAGUUGUAACCUGCUCUUGAGAAUACCAAUGUAUAUUGUAAAAUAGUCAAUUUUCAGCUGAUUC